AUGGGUGCCGACUACUACUACCUGUUGGCCAUUAAUGCUGACGCGAGCCAGGAUGACAUUCACAGGGCGUACCGACGCCUGGCCUUAAAGUAUCACCCCCAGCGCAAUCGGGGGAAGCCGGACACCUACGAGAAGUUCUUCUGGAUCUCCGAGGCCUACGAAGUGCUGAUUGACCCUCAGCUUCGGGCUAAGUAUGACCAAUACGGCGAAGAAGGCCUCAAACACGAAUUUCCGCAAGAAAUGGAGCUUGAACAGAUGGAGAACUUUGGACGCAAGGAUGGGCGUGGCCAACCAAAGAAGGGUGAGCCGACAAUUUGCGAUCUCUUGCUGACCUUGGAGGAAAUUUACAAUGGAUGCAUCAAGAAGAUGACUAUUACACGCAGGGUGAGUUAA
Dibothriocephalus latus is the source of this 393-nucleotide messenger RNA. NCBI's taxonomy places the organism in Eukaryota, Metazoa, Platyhelminthes, Cestoda, Diphyllobothriidea, Diphyllobothriidae. The record is from the annotation of a GenBank genome assembly.